AUGCGUCUUGAAGAAGGUGGCUGGGCACGCGAGACGACAGUGCGCGAACUAGGCACUUCCAAGGAAUUGGCUGGUGUCAAUAUGCGCCUCGAAGCUGGCGUAUAUCGGGAGCUUCAUUGGCACUCAGAAGCCGAAUGGGCAUAUAUUCUGAAAGGAAGUUGCAGAAUGACAGUUCUGGAUGUUGAAGGGGGAAGUUUCAUUGAUGACCUUGAGGAAGGUGAUCUCUGGUACUUCCCAACCGGAUAUCCCCAUUCGAUCAUUGGCACUGGAGACGAAGGCACCGAAUUCUUGCUUGUCUUUGAUGAUGGAAAUUUUAGCGAAGACUCGACCUUCCUCUUGACUGAUUAUCUUGCUCGAACACCAAAGGAUAUUCUAGCAAAGAACUUCCGUGUGGAUGCUCGCACUUUCGACACACUGUCAAGGCACGAGAAAUAUAUCUUCCAGGGUUCCAUUCCCGGCUCACUUGAUUCUGAUCGCUCUCAAGUCAUUGCUUCUAAGCAUCGAUUUACUCACCGUCUCCUAAAGCAGAAGCCUCUCAAGUUUGAUGGUGGCGAGGUUCGCAUCGUCGACUCAACCAAUUUCCCUAUCUCAAAGACCGUAGCGGCUGCGCACGUCAUCAUCAACCCUGACGCUUUGAGGGAGAUGCACUGGCACCCCAACGCUGACGAGUGGUCAUUCUUCAUCCGCGGCAAGGCCCGUGUCACAAUAUUCGCGUCAAACGGUUGCGCCCGAACCUUCAACUACCAGGCUGGUGACGUGAUGGUGGUUCUGAAGAAUCACGCCCACUAUGUUGAGAAUGUCGGCGACGGGCCUGUGGAGAUGUUGGAGAUGUUCAGAGCACCAAGAUUUGAGGAUUUCAGUGUUGAACAGUGGUUGGCGCAGACACCCAGGACGUUUGUGGCCGAGCAUAUGAAUCUGACAGGAUCAAGAAAGGAGGAAUUCUUGAAAUCGCUAAGCAAGAGUCCUGCGGCCGUCAAGCCACCGUUGAAGAAGAGCAAGAGCCUGAGUGACAUCUGA
Molecule: messenger RNA, 1017 nt
Organism: Exophiala aquamarina CBS 119918
Lineage: Eukaryota; Fungi; Ascomycota; Eurotiomycetes; Chaetothyriales; Herpotrichiellaceae
Product: oxalate decarboxylase
Exons: 3
Coding region: 1-1017 (338 amino acids)
Biological process (GO): oxalate metabolic process
Source: RefSeq, a predicted model, not a curated record